AUGCUUACCAAGGUUUGGGCUACUUCCCUUCUAUGUCUCAGCCUCGUCGCCGCAGGUCCAAUCGCCAACCUCAGUGUGUUGAGCGACCUCACGACAGUGAAGAAUAAUGUCCAGACCCUCGACAAGGACGUCAAGAGCUGGGAUGGAACUCUGAUUACUGCUCUCUCCAUGCUCGAUGACGUGAAGACCCUGGAGUCCGAUCUCAAGACUGCCAUCAGUGACACCAAGGCGGCGUCCGCCUUUUCUACCAGUGACAGCACCACUGCGACCAAGGAUAUUGCUUCCUUGAAGCCAAUUAUUAGCACCACCCUGGAUGACCUCGUUGGCAAGAAAUCUGAUAUUGCGAAUAUCGGUGAGACUAGCACCGUUAAAUCCAGCCUUAAGGAGUUGAAAAAUCUCUCGGAUCAGCUCGGCACUGCGCUCGAGGCAAAGGCUACUUCGAACGACGCGGAUACCAUUAAGUCCGCUGUAUCCGCGAUUGACUCUGAUUUUACCACUGCUAUCUCUGCAUUCUAG
Penicillium riverlandense is the source of this 516-nucleotide messenger RNA. Its product is annotated as cell wall mannoprotein 1 family protein. Gene Ontology annotation, cellular component: extracellular region. NCBI's taxonomy places the organism in Eukaryota, Fungi, Ascomycota, Eurotiomycetes, Eurotiales, Aspergillaceae. The record is from RefSeq and is a predicted model, not a curated record. The transcript has 2 exons. The coding region runs from base 1 to 516 and encodes 171 amino acids.